GCAAAAAUGUUCAAAAUCCUCGCUCUCGUCGCCUGUCUGGCCGUGGUUGCUUCCGCCCAAUACUACGGAGGAGAGCACGGACUCGGUGGAUACGCUCAUCAUCAUGAAGAGCCCAAGGACUACUACGCUUACCCGAAGUACAAGUUCGAGUAUGGCGUCAAGGAUCCCCAUACCGGUGACCACAAGAGCCAGUGGGAAGUGCGUGAUGGCGAUGUCGUCAAGGGACAGUACUCGCUGCAUGAGGCUGACGGAACCGAGCGUGUGGUCGAGUACAAGUCGGACAAGCACAGCGGUUUCGAAGCCGUCGUCAAGAAGGUCGGCCAUGCCCAUCACCCGCAGGUGUACGGUGGACAUCACUACUAG
Messenger RNA from Anopheles maculipalpis, 363 nucleotides. Its product is annotated as cuticle protein 19-like. Bases 7 to 363 code for a protein of 118 amino acids. Gene Ontology annotation, cellular component: extracellular matrix. The record is from RefSeq and is a predicted model, not a curated record. The transcript has 2 exons. NCBI's taxonomy places the organism in Eukaryota, Metazoa, Arthropoda, Insecta, Diptera, Culicidae.